Messenger RNA from Acanthisitta chloris (rifleman), 480 nucleotides. RefSeq names its product keratin-associated protein 9-2-like. Lineage: Eukaryota; Metazoa; Chordata; Aves; Passeriformes; Acanthisittidae. The coding region runs from base 1 to 480 and encodes 159 amino acids. The transcript has a single exon. The record is from RefSeq and is a predicted model, not a curated record.
AUGUCUUACUGCCAGCAGUGCAAGCAGCCCUGCCUGCCCCCUCCCAUCUGCCUGCAGAAGUGCUCCAAGUGCGUGGAGCCCUGCAAGACGGUGUGUGUGGAGUCCUGCAGCAGCGUCUGCCCCACGCAGUGCGUGGACGUCUGCCCGGCACCCUGUGCCCCCCAGUGCACCACCACCUGCACCACCCAGUGCGUGGAGCAGCCCUGUGCCACCCAGUGCACCACCACCUGCACCACCCAGUGCGCGGAGCCCUGCGGCGUCCAGUGCGUGGACGUGUGUCCUCCCCAGUGCGUCGACGUCUGCGCCAAGCCCUGUGACACCCAGUGCUGCGCCCCGUGCGUGGAGCCCUGUGCCACCCAGUGCUGCACCACCAAGUGUGUGGAGCCCUGCCAGGCGUCCUGUGUGGAGGUUUGCACCACCAAGUGCGUGGAGCCCUGCGAGACGGUGUGCCUGGAGCCUGUGUGCUCUCACCCGUGCUGA